UCAGGAAGCUACCCCGCAUCUGCACUGAACCGAGAGGCCAGCAUCGUCUGCAGCAAGACGAGCCAUACAUACCGUUACCGUUAAGUUUGCUGGCCUGGUCAGGCGGCUGCCGCGCAUCUCCUGGAUUGGCCCAGGAUUACCCAGGGUUUGAGGGACAAGGCGAGGCUGCAUGCAAGUUGCAACCGCCGCGGCUGGCGGUCAUGACCACGGCAUCAGCAUGACGAGGCCAACAAAUGGGGAGCCACAAACCACAGGGGAGAUUGCAUUGGUGAAAAAAGACUGAGAGAAUAAGAGACUGAGUGAAGGAGUGAGGGAGUCGAAGAGAUCCAGAGAUAGCACAAAUAGUUAAACAGGGGGAGAGAUGGCAUCGCCCUCGCCAUCGCCGUCCCCCUCGCCGUCCCCUGCCCGCCGCGGCUCUCGGCUUGCCGGCGACGACAAGGCCGGCACCGGCUCCGGCUCCGACGCCGCCACCGCCGCCGCCACGCCGUUUCUUCCGCAGACGCUCUGGAGCCUGCAGGUGCCGCUGCACAUCACGCACAUAUCUCAGCCCAACAACCCUUUCCUGGUCUCGGUGCCGCGCUUCAGCUACCUCGCGCUGCUGAUCCCGCGUCUGACGGCCUACUAUAACGGCGAGACGUGCUCGAGCUUCCACCACGAGGAGGUCCACCUGCGCAAUCUCGCCGUGGGCCUGCUGGUCGACCUGUACCAGCCGGCGCUGCCCUGGCGUCUGGUUGUUGCUGAUGGCCCGCAGUGGGACAUUGGCGACACGUUCACCAACUCGGCCAAGGAGGCGGAUUUUGUCCGUAAUGGGAAUGCAAAGCAGAUCAUGAGCUUGUCCAAGGAGCAUAGUACCGCGUUGUGGAAUGCCGUUCAGGAUAACGACUAUGCCUCCUUCAGCAAGAUCAACAACCGUCUCCUCAACCCACCCACCCCGCUCAAAAACGUCCCCAUCCGCAUCUACAUCCCUUCCUCGCCUAAGGACACGGAUGGCAACGGGUCCACGCCGGGCUCCUUCAAAGUCGUGCAAACCUUGAUCCCGCCACGGUUACCCAACAGGGCUCCGCAGACGCUCGGCGCGGCACUCAAGACCCUUCUCCCAGACCUCUUCCCAAGCAGCCGGGAUCCCAUCCUGGCCAAUGUCAUUCUCCACGGCGGGCCGGUGCCGUUCCGGGCCCCGCUCGAGGAGCUGAUGCGCGAGGCGGCCUACCCGGACGGCUGGUUGUGUCUUGUUGUGGUUCUUUUGUGAGUAUUGAGUGAGUGAGGAAGGUCGGGCUAGGGAGGAAGUUUGGAUUGGGGUGUGAAAGGGGGAGGGGGUUCGAGGGGUGGUAGCAGGGAGCAAACAACCACACAUAGAUAGACAAGACAGAUAGUACGCAUGUCCAGCGACCAGGACUUGCUUCGUUUUAUAAAUCAUGACACAGAAAAUGGCGGCCGGGCUGUGCCAUGCUACGGAUUCACGAUUACAUACAUACAUACAAUGCCUACCGAGAUGCUUGUGGUCAUGGUAUGUUGCCUGGCCCCAGAGGGAAGUAUGGAU
Molecule: messenger RNA, 1537 nt
Organism: Canariomyces notabilis
Lineage: Eukaryota; Fungi; Ascomycota; Sordariomycetes; Sordariales; Chaetomiaceae
Exons: 3
Coding region: 362-1246 (294 amino acids)
Biological process (GO): autophagy of mitochondrion; C-terminal protein lipidation; nucleophagy
Cellular component (GO): Atg12-Atg5-Atg16 complex; phagophore assembly site membrane; cytoplasm
Molecular function (GO): Atg8-family ligase activity
Source: RefSeq, a predicted model, not a curated record